This is a messenger RNA of Dufourea novaeangliae, 2568 nucleotides long. RefSeq names its product ankyrin repeat domain-containing protein 6 (gene dgo). The transcript has 10 exons. Gene Ontology annotation, molecular function: protein binding. The record is from RefSeq and is a predicted model, not a curated record. Lineage: Eukaryota; Metazoa; Arthropoda; Insecta; Hymenoptera; Halictidae. Bases 1 to 2568 code for a protein of 855 amino acids.
AUGCCUCGGACGAGAGCCGAGAUUCUGUUGGAUAUGUACGGGCACGCAGAUGGAGGAAUUACUCGUGCGUACGUGAUAUGCGUGGCUGGAAUGGCAGAAAAGUUGCGCGAUGCGGCCGCACGUGGCGACGUCGCGCGGGUCGCCCGUCUUCUUGACGAAGAUAUUAAACCGUUGCCGGAUGAGAAUGGCAGGAGUCCCCUUUUACUGGCAGCGGCAGCCGGUCACGUGGACGUCUGUGAAACGUUGUUUCUUCGAGAAGUCGACGUCAACGCAGCCGACAACACUGGAGCCACAGCUUUGCAAAAGGCAGCAUCAGAAGGCCAUCUGGAGGUAGUCGAAUUGUUGUUGAAACACGAUGCAAACGUCGCACGACAGGAUACCGUGCAUGGAAAUUCAGCGCUGCACGAGGCCUCAUGGCGCGGUUACAGCCGGACCGUGGCCGCCCUGGCAAAGGCCCUCGGGACACAACGUACCCCUCUGCACGCGAGGAAUCUCGCCGGAUUCGCGCCGCUUCACCUCGCCUGCCAAAACGGGCACAACCAAAGCUGCCGCGAACUCCUCCUGGCGGGGUGCAAUCCCGACCUUCAAAACAACUAUGGCGAUACUCCCCUUCACACGUCCGCGCGAUACGGCCACGCAGGUGUCACGCGUAUCCUAAUUUCUGCGCUCUGCCGGGUCUCAGAUCAAAAUAAAAACGGCGACACGGCGUUGCACAUCGCGGCGGCGAUGGGCCGUCGAAAGCUGACGAGGAUCCUGCUUGAGGCCGGCUGCGACCGUACGCUGCGGAACAAGCAAGGGGAAACUGCGAAGGACAUAGCCAGGCGUAAGAAUCUGGCGGAGAUACUGGAGAUAAUCGGUAAAGCGCGAAGCAAGAGUAGACAGCGGAGCAAAAGCCGUGAAGAGGAGGCAACGACGACAGCGGCGACGGCGGCGGCGGCGGCGGUCGCCAUUGUGGCGGACAAGGUCGACGGGAAGGGCAACAAGAGCGAGAAGAAACGCGAGAAGACCGGUAGUGGUACCAGCGGGAGCAGGGACAGUUGCACGAAGAAGGAGAAAAAGAAGCACAAAUCGUCCGGUGGUAAACAGAACAAGGUCCAUUUCGAGAAGGCCGUGAUGGGUAGACAAUGGUCACCGUACGGUUGCCAUUACUAUCCCGAUCCGGAAGCGUUUCCGCAGCCGCGUUUGGACUCCCUGCCACCGGAUCCAUUGGCCCGCGGUGAACAGUACUACCUGGACCUGGCUGGAAACAUCAGAAAGGGCCCGGUCGGAGUGGGCUACACCUGUUAUUGCGCGCCGUUCUUCAGACACAUGGAGGCCAAGCUGGAGAGGGACAAGGCGGAGCUGAAGGCUCACAUAGACCAAGCCCACGAGCGACUGGACCUGAAGGUGGCCAAUCUGGAGAGGAGGACCAGGGGACAGAUCUCGGAGUUGACUAGAUGCGUGGCAGCUGAGAGGUCCAGAUGCGACGAAAGACACUCGCAUCUGCAGCAACGUUUGUCUCGCGGUGGAAGAGGCAGACACAGCGAAAGACCUACGAAAGCAUCGUUUGGCAAUGAUCAGUCCCUACCGCCGGCUAGGGCCAGGUCGUUGGAGGAUUUGUUGGAUGACAGACCCCAUGAUAGAAGUUUCGAGAUCCCUGGUGAGACGCCGAUACAUCGUGGCAGCCUGGACGAUCUUGAUAUACCGGCCAUACCUAGACUAAGUAAAUCCAUGAGAGAUCUACCGACGGGUUCCGGUGUCUCGAGGUCAACCUUGAGGGUGCUCGAUGUGCCAGCCAGGCUAAACGAGACGUUCGACGGGGUGAUCAAGCAGGAUCGAAGCUCGCCGCUCGGGGCCGCCUCCUCGCCAUCGAUUGGGUCCAGGCAACAGGUCCAUCAGCAACGCGUGAGUGAUCUAUCGAGUCGGGAUCAUGGAAUUAAUUCCUGCCAAGACGAAAGUAUCGCAACGCGGAAGAGCGACGAUAACACAAACGAAUGGAGGUCCUCCGGACGACGAAGUGUUCACGAAAUGAUCAAACGAUUUCAACAGGUACCCGGUAUGCAUAACGGCUGGCGAGGUGCCCGUUCAGGAAGCAGCGAGCCGACGAGCCCUGAACACAGUCAAUGCUCCCAAAAUCAAAGGGUCCAACCCCAGGGUGGCGUAGGCAAUGGCUGGCACGGAGAAGGUAACGAUAGCGAGAGCAGCGAGGGAGACGAGGACGAGCAACCGGAAGCACUUAGUGGGGGGAUCACUGGAAAAGGAGUGAUAUCGGAGCACGUGCAUUACGACAGCAUAGCCAGAAUGCCGUAUAGGUCCCGUAAUGCAGUUUAUAGCCCGACACCGCCUUUGCAUGAUGCACACAAUGAUUCCGGAUACAGCACCCGCAUGUAUGGCUCUAGCAAAGGCGCUUCACCUUCAUUGUCGGGUCAAUUGGAAUGCGACGUGAUUCUUCCAACCACAACAAACACAUUUCCUAGCGGAGAACACCUGGCUGCAUUGUUAGAACAACCCAGAAACCACGAUCUCACGGUCUACGAACGCAGCGCCGACAACGUUGUCAUUAACAUCGGAACCGCGAGCCUCGUUUAA